Triplophysa dalaica is the source of this 1204-nucleotide messenger RNA. RefSeq lists its product as uncharacterized. The record is from RefSeq and is a predicted model, not a curated record. Lineage: Eukaryota; Metazoa; Chordata; Actinopteri; Cypriniformes; Nemacheilidae. The coding region runs from base 22 to 975 and encodes 317 amino acids. The transcript is spliced from 5 exons.
CCGUCUUAUGGCCGCAAGUUCAUGACUGGCUAUCUGUCUUCAAUUGGAGUCUGUGCAGGAGAAUGUCGAGUUGGGAAAAUCCUGAGAGAGAUUCAUCAGCCAUACCACGAAUUCCGACGCCAGGGUGCUCGUAAUCUAAAUCCCAUCCCGUAUAAUGCUGAAUAUAUGGGCCAUAAAAUUCACCUGGACCAAAACGAGAAGCUUGUGAUGUUUGGAGUGACGCAUGUCGUGGCAGUUGAUGGCUACAGCAGCAAAAUUGUUGCCAAUGCCACCAUGCCAGUGAAAAACAACCUUGUGAUUUAUGAGGAAGUUUACAGAUCUGCAGUGGUUAACCAUGGGAUGUGGGACCAAGUCAGGGUUGACCAUGGCAAGGAGUUUUAUAUGUGCUUGUACAUGCAAGAGAUGCUGUCAAGACAUAGAUACAACCCUAGCAGGCCACCAUACCUUCAAACAACAUCAAAAAGGAAUCUUCGAGUGGAAAGGAUUUGGCCCGAGGUGAACAAUCGCGUGAACUACCCACUGAAACACGCCCUGGUACACAUGCUGGACCAAGAAGUCCUCAACAUGGAGGACAAUUUGACUAAAUUCUGCAUUUCAAACCUGACAUGUCAGUUAAGUCAAAUUGGACUAGGCAGAGUGGUGCAAUCGUGGAAUGCACACAGGAUCCCAGGCCGUGGGAUACCCAAUGAACUCGCAGCAGGUGGCUGUCCAGCUAAAAUCUCUGAAGAGCUGUUGCCCAAUGCCUCUGUUGUGGCAAACAUGUAUGAGCAAGAUUUUGGAUCCUCGCUGACUUGGGAGUCAGUAUUUGGAACUGACCCAUUUUCAUCUGAGGAGGAUAGAUGUCAUGCAGAACAAGACUUUGCAGAUACCUACCCUGACAUCUCUCUUCUUUUUAAUCAUGUGGUAAACAAUGACUAUACACCUUUCCAAGAUGCCUUGUUGCACUUAAUAAAUGUCACCCAAAGAUAUGUCUGAAAAAAGUAACUGGAAUGCUGUGGUAUUGAGUAGCUAGGACAUCAGACUUUGUUAGUGCUGAUUCAAAGUUUGUCCACCAUUUAUGCUAUUAUAGUUUUGAUAUAAAAUCACUGUUGAAUAGACUAUUGAUCGGUCUCAGUGUGUUUUGUUCUUUACUUCAUCAAACUGUAUUCAGUCUGCAUACAGCUUCUAUUGAUACCCUCUUAAUUGUUGCAUUUUUUACUGUAUG